CCAUCAAAGCCUGACCAGGGAGUCAGUUAAUAAGAACAUCUAUCUGCAUUUCUCUUUCCGAAGCUCGCUCGGGCCUACCGAUCUCACAGCAGUGUAGACUAACCUCUGUGAUGGAGCGGUGACAGCAAUGUAACCUCGGUGGUAGACUACAAAGUCUACGAGCUACAGCAGCACCGCCACCUCCGCUGCUGCAGAGCGCCACAUUUUGUGAGGUUAUGAGCUUCGCUUUACGCGAACACUAGGAGCUGCGGACAUCGCGACGGAGGUCAAGACAUCCUACUGCUGUGACUACAACAUCCGUCUGUGGACCUCGAGCGGAAAUCUGGAUUCGGAGAUUUGGGAGAUCAUCAACGGUCAGCGGAAACGAAAGUGAGCGCACUACUUGGUCAUAUACACCGAGGGGCUGAGAGUUCAUUAUCACACACGCUACCACUGCUGCAACAGUAGUGGGUGCUUCUGUGGUGAAAAAACAGCAAAGUGUUGCGCGGGAAGCCUCGAUUUAGACAUCGAGCCAAUACUUCUGCGGCAGAGACAGGAGGGAAGACUGUAUCAACAGCGAAAGUCGACCGGGAACCGUAGUCCUAUUCACCGAUUAUCUAAGUGAGGAAAGGGUAUCAGGAGCGGGGUCGCAAAUUGGCCUACAACCGGAGUUCUAUUCACCAAUUCUCUAUCUAGGUGAGAAAAGGGUUUCAGAAGCGGGGUCACGAAUCGGCAACCGGCGUCCUCUAUUUCAAUAGAAGGAGCGGGGCUGGAAGAAUCUCAGAGACAGAUGGCUGAGUAGACUAAUACACCAACACAAACAUUCAAGACAAGAUCAUCAGGAUAAAACCAGAAAUGGAAGCAACACCGGGAACUGGAGGCGGAGGCAGCAUCUGGAGUGAUGGAUCCACAAACCUGGCCAACGUCAUCAGAGGACUCCCCAAGUUCGAUGGAACGAAACCAGAGGACUUCAACGACUGGAUGAAGAAAUUGGACCUCUACGCAAUCCUAUUCUGCCUCGUCGAACUGCCGGCUUCACUAACCUUACACAAGCAUGACGACGACACCGGCCUUAGCGGCGACGGACAGGCAGCAUUCGCGGAACUGAAGGCCAACUACAAACGAGUGACAGAUGAAGUGAUCAGGGCUAAACUGGACGACCUGGAAAGGACUGCCAUGGAGCCAGGAGAAAACCCGGACGAUUUUUUCAACAAGGAACACCGCCUCCGCUCUCAACUAGAGAAAAUGGGGGAAACCAUCUCCGAUCGCCGCUUCAAGGACAUCUGUGUGCAAGGUUUCUCCGAGGACUACAAGGACAUCAAGAUGAUGGUUUUCCGCGACCCAUCAUUCGACGUACAACAGAUGCAAGCCACCAUGCGCAACAUCUUCCUUGACGAGCAAAUGCGCAAGAGAACCAAGGGCCAAAUCGCUGGCCGCGGAUUCGCCAUGGCUACCAAGACAUCUGGCCCCAUCUGCUUCGAGUGCCACGAACCGAGACAUGUCAGGAGGAACUGUCCCAAUCGCCAGCGGAAGGGCCAUAUGGCAAAGAAGACGAAGCCUGCGGGAGCAACCACUACACACUCCGCGAAGAGAGAAACACACGCCAAGCCUACCACAACGGACACUCCCAAAGAAACAGAGAAGACCGAGAAGGCAGAGAUCGACUUCUCUUUCGACGAAGACGCAUUCAAGGGUGGAUUCAUCACUGGUGGAUUCUGGAGCUUCUGA
This is a messenger RNA of Ectocarpus sp. CCAP 1310/34, 1707 nucleotides long. The record is from the annotation of a GenBank genome assembly. Lineage: Eukaryota; Phaeophyceae; Ectocarpales; Ectocarpaceae.